AUGAAGAUCGCUGAGAACGCAAUACUGCUCGUACUCGCCAGUUUAUCAAUAGUACUGGGAUUGAAAACUACCAAAUUUCUGGAGGAACCUUGUGGUAUUAUUCCUAUUCGAAGGUAUAGAAUAUUUGGAGGUCAUAAUGAGCCCAAAGGAACCAAUCCUUGGAUGACAAUGGCCUUCCUCGGCAUCAUUAAGUUCGAAAUGAAAUCGCUGCUAGCUUGUAUUAUUCUCGGAAUCCACGGAUCGAUGGCACAAAGUUUGUUAGAUCCGGACUGUGUGAAAACCCCAAUUGGCAUUAAUAUUCAAAUAAUUGGAGGACAAGAUGCUGACAUAUUACAUCACCCCUGGAUGGUGCAGAUACUUAUGAGGGGCUAUCACUUUUGUGGAGGAUCGCUGAUAACCUCACGAUUUGUUUUAACAGCAGCGCAUUGCCAGAGCCACAAUCCUUCGUAAGGAAAGAGAACUUUAAAAUAUCCCCAUUCAGCUGAAAUAAGACCUAUUUGUGUGUUGACUUCCAACGAGAACAUACAUCGGCGCGUAAGCUAUGUGACCAUGUUUAAUGUCACUGGCUGGGGAGAAACAGAGACAGGAUUCGGCAGCCUGAGACUUCAGUCAACCAGCUUAUAUCAUCUCGAUCGGAGACACUGCUCCAAUGUCUUCCACAGGUCAUUCAGUUGGCCCCACAUCUGUGCUGGCCACGCUUAUACCUCCACUUGCACCGGAGAUUCCGGAGGUCCGUUGACCGCAGAGUUUACCUUUUCGGGUGUAAAGCGUCCCUAUUUGUUUGGCCUAACCAGUUAUGGUGCUCCAAAUUGUCGCGAUGCUUCAGUUUUCACCAAUGAUUUGGAAUUCACAGCUUGGAUAAGAUAUAUUGUUAAUAAAUAUACUCCCUAA
Drosophila takahashii is the source of this 891-nucleotide messenger RNA. Lineage: Eukaryota; Metazoa; Arthropoda; Insecta; Diptera; Drosophilidae. The record is from RefSeq and is a predicted model, not a curated record.